AAAAAUAAUAAAGUCCCUUAUGUCUUAAUUGGGGUCAAGUUACAUGAUUGGCUUCUCUCGAUCAUCAUGCACAGAGUACGCAAUAAACCGAUUAAAUCCACCGCUACUGCUUCCGUUAAGCAUUUAAUCAAACAGAGAGGCGGAGGGAGCGACGGAGCUACGGCGGCUUCCAAGUCGGCGAAUGAUUAUAAUAAUAAUAAUAGUCUCUUGACGGAUAUGCAGGAACCUAGCAUCGAUACAGAUAAACUCAGCUACGAGAUUUUCUCGAUUCUUGAGAGCAAAUUUCUUUUCGGGUACGACAACAAAGACGACGACCCCAAAAUCAAUUUCGACCCGAAACCCGAACCCGAACCCGCCAAUUCCGCGGUUGCUGGCUCGAUUAAGAACCAGAGAGGUAAAAUCUGUAUUCUGAGCAUCGAUGGAGGUGGAAUGAGAGGGAUUUUACCCGGUAAGGCUUUGGCUUAUUUAGAACACGCUCUCAAAUCUAAAUCGGGUGACCCGAAUGCCCGAAUCGCCGAUUACUUUGAUGUAGCCGCCGGGUCCGGUAUAGGUGGGAUUUACACAGCGAUGUUGUUCGGGUCAAGAGACGGUAACCGUCCGAUCUUCAAAGCAGAAGACACGUGGCAGCUCUUAACGAGAAACGCCAAGGGUCUUUACGGAGGAGGAGGAAUCUUGAAACGGGUCUUGAGAACCGGGUCGGGUUGUUGUUCCGGGACGGCUAAGUUAAAGAAAGUGAUGAAAGAGUCUUUCUCGGAGCUAACCUUAAAGGACACGCUUAAACCGGUACUUAUACCUUGCUACGACCUCAAAAGCUCUGCCCCGUUUCUGUUCUCACGCGCCGAUGCGCUUGAGACGGACGGCUAUGAUUUUAGGCUCUGGGAGGUUUGUAGAGCGACUUGGGCUGAGCCGGGGGUGUUUGAGCCGGUGGAGAUGAAGUCGGUUGAUGGGCAGACCAAGUGUGUGGCCGUUGGUGGAGGAUUAGCGAUGAGCAAUCCCACAGCUGCUGCAAUCACCCAUGUGCUGCACAACAAGCAGGAGUUUCCGUUUGUGCGAGGUGUUGAGGAUUUGCUUGUGUUGUCUCUUGGUAUGGGUCAGUUGCUUGAUGUUAGCUAUGAGUAUGAUCGGAUUAUCAAGUGGAAGGCUAAGCAUUGGGCCCGUCCCGCGGCUCUUAUUUCUAAUGACGGUGCUGCUGACACCGUUGAUCAAGCUGUGGCCAUGGCUUUUGGUCACUGCCGCAGUAGUAACUAUGUCCGGAUUCAGGCGAAUGGGUCGAGCUUAGGACCUUGCAGUCCAAACAUAGACACAGACCCUAGUGGGAGCAAUGUGAAUAUGCUGGUGGGAGUAGCAGAGGAGAUGCUGAAGCAAAAGAAUGUAGAAUCUGUUUUGUUUGGAGGUAAAAGAAUCGAUGAACAAAGCAACUUCGAGAAGCUUGACUGGUUAGCCGGGGAACUUGUUCUCGAGCAUCAAAGGAGAAAUAGCAGAAUCGCUCCAACCGUAGCGUUCAAGCAAUCCAUCCAUAGAGCAGAUCAAAAGACAAGGGACAAAGAUAUCGGUGUGACCGCAAGAGAACGAUGAAAUAAGAAAUGGUUUACUUA
This is a messenger RNA of Arabidopsis arenosa, 1595 nucleotides long. The record is from the annotation of a GenBank genome assembly. NCBI's taxonomy places the organism in Eukaryota, Viridiplantae, Streptophyta, Magnoliopsida, Brassicales, Brassicaceae.